UGCGAUGUAUUUACCAGCAGGAGUAAUGAAACGGGGGAGAGGGGCUUUUUCCGCAGCUUAUUGGUGAGACCGCAAAAGACUGUGUGCCUGGAGAGGACUGACACAAACUUUCGGACCGCGGAUUGAAGCGUCAGUUCAUCUGUUUUCGGUGGGUUUCCUUAGCCUCUGUUUUUUUUUUCUGUUUUCGAAACGUGACUUUGUCGCAGUUCGUUGGUAGUGAUUUACUGGGCAAUGCUGAAAAAGGAGGACGAAUUUUGCGGAAUUCUCUCCUCUACCUGUGUUUUCCCUCUAAACUUCAGUCCGGACAGGAAGGACUAACUUUAAUCCAGCAAAGCGAAUUAAUCAGAGGGGCUUCCGCUGCCCUGCCAUUGCCACCUUCAGUAAUGUUGGGGCCAGCACGCAGCACCCGGCCCCCUUGCUUCUGACCCAGCAUGGAGCUCAAAGUAUGGGUGGAUGGAGUCCAGAGGGUUGUCUGUGGGGUCACUGAGGCAACCACCUGCCAGGAAGUGGUGAUUGCUCUGGCACAGGCCAUAGGUCGCACUGGAAGAUACACUCUUGUAGAAAAAUGGCGCGACACUGAGCGUCACUUAGCCCCUCACGAAAGCCCCGUGGCUUCCCUGAACACUUGGGGCCAGUAUGCUGGUGAUGUCCAGCUGAUCCUGCACCGCACAGGCCCUUCACUGACUGAAAGACCCCCCUCAGAAGGGCCCCCUCUCAGGGGGCCAGAACGCGGUCUGCAUCGGCAAAGCCUCCCUCCGCUUGCAAAGCUUCGUCAUCCCAAUGAUCGCUCCCUUCGCCGCCGUGAACCCCGCCGCAAGUCUCUUACAUUCACUGGUGCACCCAGAAGCCUUAGGGAGAUACUGAGCGGAGGCCGCAUUGGUGAAGCCGAAGCCAAACGAAGGCUUCUUCUAGGAAACGGAGGAAGCCUUCACCAUGCUGGACCCACUAUCGGGACCACGUCCCCCAGCCUUUGGGCCUGCCGCAUGGAAGAUCUGGUCAGGCUGGUCGGUCUGCAGAGAGAGACUCUCAACGUGUUGGAAAAAAAGCUUGAGGCCUAUGAAGCUGAACUUCAAGUCUGGGCUGAAGGACGAGGGGGGCGAGGUGAAGGGUGCGCUGGGAACCCAGGUGUAGGUGGAGGGUUAAUAGAGGAGAUCCUGAGGUUGGAGAAGUACCUGAGGAAGAAUGAGGUGGAGAUGGAGGAAGAGGAGUUUUGGGCCACUGAGCUACAAAUUGAGCUCGAAAGUGAGAGACAGCUGGAGGAAAGGCUGCAGGAGCUUCGUGGGCGUCUGCAGAGCUGUGAACUGGAGAUUGAGGAGAAACUGGCAAUGGUGCAGGGUGUAGAGGCAGGCCUGGAAGAAGAGAAACUGCAGAGAGAGCGGCAGGAGACGCAGUGGGUCAGUGAGGCUGAAGCUCGGGCUCAGGUCCUUAGGAUCAAGUCAGAAUUGAAGGCCCAAGAAAGACAGGCUGUCCAGCUGGAGAGCAGUUGCAAAGCUGUGGACAGGUCGCUCGGACAGAGUAGCAAGAAAUUGCAGGUGACUGAUUUGAAUGCAGUGUUUAGAGUAUUGUUUCUCAUUUUGUUGAUGUUUUUAUAUUUGUUGUCAGAUUUAGUGCCCCUGUCUGGCUCGUUAAAGCGCCCUGUGUCGACCCUCCCGAUGCCCAAUCAUCUCCGGGCCCUUCACAGUCCUCUCAGCUCUGGUCUGAACCCAGAAGGCAUCUAUGUGUGAGACGGUUCUGCUGUGGAAGCAACACAUCUCGCCCCCGUGCCAACAGCCAGUUUCACCCCAGAACAGUUUUGUAAGUUGAUAUUUUAGUACAGAAUGCCUCCGUAGCACACUACUAUGCACUGUUUUUGUGUUUUUCUCAAUUAAGGCAACCUUUACUUUGAAGAUGUAAUCUUUGACUAAAAGGCAUGGAGCACUUGGUAGGAAUGAGAGAUGGUUAGCAGCUAUGGCAUGAAAAAAAAAAUGAUAACAGAACCAAUAAAUUACCAUGUAAACAUCUGGCCUUUUGUUAUAAACAUAUCCACCUGAUGUACUCUCACUUCAGUACCUGCUGAAUGAUGUUUAUUGUUUUCUGCAUAGCAUGGUGAAUCAAAACUAUUGCCUUUGGAAUUUUGGCUAUGUGAACCUAUGAACCUUAUGUCUUUAAAAUCAGCUGAUUCUUAAAUAAGUGAAGGAUCUACUUAGAGUAAAAUUGUGAACAAUCCAUCAUUUUGCAUAUCAGAAUCUAUUCCUGCGAUCUUUGUUCAAAUGAAAACUAUGCACAAAUGCUUUCCUUACUGUAGAAUGUUGCAUUCUGUAUGCACCAAAAUGAUGGCUUAUUGUAAAUAUGUUUUCUUACUUUUCAUCUUUAUUUAGUGGAUUAGUAUAUUUUAUUACCAAGCGGUGCAUUUACCGUCAUACCAAUGCUGUUCCUCAUUCCUGCAGUAAUAUCUGCACACUGAAAUGGUGUUAUUAAUCCUUUUACACUGAUUUUGUUUUUUGUUUGUUUUUUCUUCAUUUUGUGUCCUCACACUAUAUUUUUGCCAAAUGUGUUAUGCUUGUUUUUCUUGAUUAUCAUAUGGCCAAAGAUAGGCAGGUCUUGAUGCAUGAUUAUGUUGUCCAUAUAUGAAUGUGCACAGCAACCACACUCCAUUUAAUCUGUUAGUUAGAUCUGAAAAUGGAGGCAUGUAGUAAUAGGGUGGAUAGUUCCAGCUAAGCUAGUGUGUCUAUUAGAGUUUGUUUGUAACUAUGCGCAUCAAAAUAGCCAAGGUAUGAAGCCCUUAUUAAGUAGUAAAUCGUGUGUGACUGUGUGUGUGACUGUCUGUGUGACUGUGUGUGCACGCGAAUACAAACGUGUGAACUCCUUGGGUUGUAGUCCAGCUGCUAAUUAACAUUAAAGUGCCUUAUAUCAAUUCCACAGUGGGUGUAUUCAAAUAAUGUACAGUAAAUCUUUAGUGGGGCCAUUUAAGGAAUGAGCAUAGCCAGUUUAGACCAAAUGUGAGUAGAUAUUAGUGAGAGAAGCUAAAACGGCACAGCAGCAAAGAGUAUAUAGUAUUUUUUUUCUAUAGUUGUUGUUUUUUUGUUUUGUUUUGUUUUUGUUUGUUUUGUUUUUUUGUGUCCCUGUGGAAGGAAAGUACAUUAGUUUUCAUGCUUUUUUCCCCCCCCUUGGUGUAUUAUUGUCACCAUAACAGUAGUGCUGUAAAAUGAAGUAAACAUUAGUUUAGAUUUAUUACUUGUCAUGCAGCACAUUUAUACUGUAGUUUGGAUCAGUACUGUCUCAUAGUUAUGGUCGUUGUUUACAGCUGCAUAUCUUCUAGAAAAGCGUAAGAUGUCGACUGUACAUAACCUGUUUUUUGUUGUUUUUUCUUCUUCUUCUCUGCCUUAAUAUACUGCAAAGUGUUGACAGAUGUAUGGCUGUAACAGGCUGCUGAUAUGACAUGGAUUGCAUGGUUCAAUAAACCAUCUGACAAAAUUAAA
Molecule: messenger RNA, 3458 nt
Organism: Neolamprologus brichardi
Lineage: Eukaryota; Metazoa; Chordata; Actinopteri; Cichliformes; Cichlidae
Source: RefSeq, a predicted model, not a curated record